Striga hermonthica is the source of this 1551-nucleotide messenger RNA. Lineage: Eukaryota; Viridiplantae; Streptophyta; Magnoliopsida; Lamiales; Orobanchaceae. The record is from the annotation of a GenBank genome assembly.
AUGCUCAAUGGCGAGGAGCAAGCUCUUGCGAGUGAGUUGCCACACAAAUAUCCACCGUUUGUGGAGUCCAUCACUAAGCGAAAGCUCAAACUAAGUGAGGUAUUGUGCGAAGCCUUUACCAUCGGAUGGUAUGGAGAGAAGAACACCAAACGGGUGGUACAAGUGAUGUGCUACUAUGUUGAUGGCACGAUUAACUUCUAUAUGAGGCCUAUCGAGGGUAUCAUGGCUACAGUCGAUCUUGACCUAAUGAAGAUCGUCGGUUAUCAUGACCGUCAAAUGAUUCCAGUCGCCAAAGGUGAUGGUGUAGAAUAUGUCGAGUCUAAACAAGGCCCUCUUUAUGACAAUCGUAUCAAGGGUAUGACGAUAUUGCAACAAGAUGGACCAAGUUUCACCUUAGAUGGAAAUAAUGUGAGGUGGGCUAAUUGGGAUUUCCAUCUCGGUUUCGACAUGAGAGUUGGCCCGGUAAUCUCCUUGGCGUCGAUUUUCGAUCACGACAAGAACAAAUACCGGAGUGUUUUGUAUAAAGGCUACGUAUCUGAACUUUUCGUGCCGUAUCAAGACCUUAGUGAAGAGUGGUGGUUCAGAACUUUCCUCGAUGCCGGUGAGUUUGGAUUCGGCAUUUGUGCGGUGCCACUACAGCCAUCAAGGGAUUGCCCUAAAAACGCAAAGUAUUUUGACGGUUAUUACACGAGUCGAGACGGGACGCCCGUGAAAAUACCUAAUGUCUUUUGUAUUUUCGAACGUUACUCGGGUGAUGUAAUGUGGCGCCAUACAGAGGCUGCUCUUCCUGGUGAUGACAUAGCGGUUAGUCUUUCAGGAAUUCUAGCUGUCAAGGGCUCCAAAUACACCCACCAAGACCAAAUCAAAGAAGAAGUCUACGGCACAUUAGUAGCCGAAAACACCAUUGCCGUCCGUCACAACCACUUCCUCACCUUCCAUCUCGACCUCGACAUAGACGGGCCCGCAAACUCCUUAACAAAAACCCACUUGAAAACGGUCCGUGUGGCCAACGGGACUUUUCCGAGGAGAAGCUAUUGGACCGCGGUCCACGAGACAGCUAAGACCGAGUCCGAUGCCAAGAUGACCUUCAACUCGGGUGAUACGGAGGUCACAAUCGUGAAUCCCAACAAGAGGACUAAUAUGGGCCACCAUGUGGGCUAUCGGCUGGUCCCAGGCCCAGUUGCGGCUCCAUUACUAUUGGGAGACGAUUACGAACAAAUACGCGGGGCCUUUAGUAACUAUCAUGUUUGGGCCACCCCGUAUAACAGGUCCGAAAAAUGGGCUGGCGGGGAUUUUGUGGAUCAGGCGCACGGAGACGAUACAUUGGCUGCAUGGACCAUGAAGAAUAGGGACAUUGUGAACAAGGAUAUUGUGGUGUGGCACACCUUGGGUGUUCAUCAUGUGCCCGUGCAGGAAGAUUAUCCGAUCAUGCCGACACUGAGUGGUUCGUUUGAGCUUAAGCCAACCAAUUUCUUUGACUACAAUCCGGUGCUCAAAGUCAAGCCGCUCUCAUCGGUGGAUUGGGUUAAUUGUUCGGCAAAAUCUUCUUAA